Molecule: messenger RNA, 901 nt
Organism: Prorocentrum cordatum
Lineage: Eukaryota; Dinophyceae; Prorocentrales; Prorocentraceae
Source: the annotation of a GenBank genome assembly
AGGUUGGCGGCCCCACGGAGACGGAGGUGAACGACAAGAAGUUGCGCUACAAUGACGCCAUGUCCGCGGUGCGCAGCGCGCAGGAGAUGGGCAUCGUGCCAGGUGGAGGCAGCGUCCUCGUGCACCUCAGCAAGGCCGAGUUCGCAGAUGCGGUGAAGUCGAAACUGGUCACGGACGAUGAGAAGGUGGGCGCCCAGCUGGUCUUCAGCUCCCUGUCGGCCCCCAUGCGACAGAUCGCCAAGAACGCGGGGGAGGACCCCAGCGAGGUGUUGUACAAGGUGCGGGACAGAGAGUUCGGGUUCGGGUACAACGCCGCGACAGGGGAGUUUGAGGACCUGAUGGCCGCUGGGGUUGUAGAUCCUGCGAAGGUUGUGAUCAACUCCGUGGUGAACGCCGCGUCCAUUGCCGGCAUGGUGCUCACCACGGACGCGGUGGUGACGGACCUGCCCGAGAAGAAGAAGCCCGCGCCCGCCGGCGGCGGCAUGGGCGGCAUGGGCGGCAUGGGCGGCAUGGGCGGCAUGGGAGGCAUGGGUGGCUUCUGAUAAUGGCUUGUUGCGAAGCCUGCCCUACAGCGCUGAAGUGUUCCGCACGGCCGAGUUCAUUGUGCGGUUGUGCAGUUGUGCAGCUACAGGAGCGCGACUCCCGCCGAUUUUGGCAUGCUCGAUCCCAUCAUCGACACCGACGUUUCCGCGUUCAGCAUCUGUUCCUCCCUCCACGAUUCUCCUCCCCAUCCCUCCCCGCCCCUCCCCUCUUAGUUGGUAGGCGUCAGGGGGCUGCCCACGGCGCUGGCGCCGCUAGGCGCCCUGGACCUUUUUGGCCCCGCCAGCGCACCGCCUGGCCAACGCCACAAAGACCCACCGAGCAAGCAGGUGAGCGGGGGCUGGGCAGCGCAGACGAGAAA